AUGACUGAUGUAGUGGAGGCAAUGGUGGUGGCGAUAGACGGUGGUGGAGGAGGAGGUACAGUCUACCAGUGGCGGCUACAAGUGGUGGUGGAGGAGGUAGAUAUGACUAAUGUAGUGGAGGUAGUGGUGGUGGAAGAGGAGGUACAGGUGAAUGUUGAUGAUGAUGGAGAUCGAGAUGGAGAUGGAGAUGGAGAUGGAGCUGAAAGGGAAGAUGUUACAUCACCAAGAGUCACGGCUCCGAGAUUUACGAGAACAGCGAGCACUGGUUUUUUGCCUAGCUCUUUGCCGAAAACGACAAGCCAGCGAAGGAGCAAGACUCCGGGCCGGCUCAGACCCGUGAAUAGUCUGCUACGAAGCUUUAGCAAGAAGGGCAUGGAUUCAAACUCGUUUCAUGCUGGUCACGUGGACAGAUCGUCUUCUGUUUCGAGACGGCACAGCUCGACCAUCGUGUAUUCCAAUGCUAAUGGACUCCGCAAACCUCCCGAUAUGGUGAAGCGACUUGAGUGCACCCUCGAAGAUCUGUGCUUUGGCUGCAUCAAGAAUGUCAAGAUCAAACGUGAUGUACUUACAAGCGAAGGGCAAAUAAUACAAGAAGACGAAGUGCUAACGAUAAAAGUGAAGCCAGGAUGGAAGAAAGGAACGAAAAUUACCUUCGAGGGUAUGGGAAACGAGACGCCAGGCACCUGUGCUGCAGAUAUCACGUUUGUGGUUGACGAGAAACGACACCCUGUGUUUAAAAGAAAAGGGGAUGAUUUAGAAGUAGCCGUUGAACUUCCGUUAGUAGACGCCCUGACUGGUUGCACGCUCACCAUUCCUUUUCUAGACGGGCAGCAAUCAUGUUUACUAAUCGAGGACGUCAUUACCCCUGGUUGCAGAAAGAGCAUUGUAGGACAAGGCAUGACAUUGCCAACAGAAGAAGCAAAAAGAGGAAACCUAAACAUCAAAUUCUCGGUUCAGUUUCCACAGCAACUGACAGAAGAACAACGAUCAGAGUGUUUCAAUAUCUUACAAGAUUCAUACUAA
Molecule: messenger RNA, 1023 nt
Organism: Cynara cardunculus var. scolymus (artichoke)
Lineage: Eukaryota; Viridiplantae; Streptophyta; Magnoliopsida; Asterales; Asteraceae
Product: dnaJ homolog subfamily B member 13-like
Exons: 3
Coding region: 1-1023 (340 amino acids)
Cellular component (GO): cytosol
Molecular function (GO): protein-folding chaperone binding
Source: RefSeq, a predicted model, not a curated record